CCCAGAGGUGGAUUGAUCCUCCUUGGUCUUGCUACGCUGCAACUGCUCUGCUUGAAGUCUAGCCAACACAUCCUAUCAUCCACCAAGACCUCCCUCACUCGAAAGAGCAGACAACAGUCUCCUCCUCCUGCGGUCACUGCCUACCGCUCCCUCGCACCCCCCUACCGACCUCCCCCAGCUGUGUCCCCUAUAUCCGCUUUGCCAUGGAGACACCUGCUCUCUAACCCGGACUAUCGAGAAAGCCCUCGGGCUGCGCUGCGAACCAAGUGCCGUCACCACAUCAUCAUCAUCAUCCUUCUUCUGCUUCUCCCCACUCACUCGUUCGUUCGUUCAUCUAUCUGUCCGUUCGUUCGUUUGCCGGGAGCGUGCGCAAUCGCCUCUGUACACCGGAAGGAGCCCUCCUCAUCCCCGUGCACUACGCUACUUCGCUCGCAGUAGCAAGUGACAAGGUCACCUUCCUCCGAUCGCCCUCUCCGUCGUCCCUGUCAAGCUCUACCAUGACAUCGUCCUCUCAGUACAUGGCGGGCAGUAGCGGCAGUGGUAGUGGUACGCCACUGAAUAUUCAGACGGAAGAGCUGCAACACGACUACCUCUCGCACCUCUCCCUUGCCUCUGCUCCCUCUUCAUCCUCCUCCCACUUCCCCUCCUCCUUCUUCCCGACAACCCAGCAGCAGCAAGGUGGCUUCAUCGGAGACUCGUCAUCAGGACCCUCCGCUAGUGGUUCUUUGCAGCAAGAUGUCCAGGCUGACAUUCCUACCGAAGGCGGCCCCUCCUCUACUGGAGUAGGGCCCAAGGGUAGAGAAAAAGGAGGCAAAAAGGAGGGAGGGAAAGAGCAUCAUCAGAGGCACAUGUGGUCUGUGGACGAGACCGAGGCGCUCAUUGCCGGAUGUCAAAAGCAUGGCGUCGGCAAUUGGAAGGCCAUCCUCAACGAUGCUGAUCUCCGGCCCCGCUUUAGUACCGAUCGCAACCCGGGUGAUCUGAAGGAUAGGUUUCGGACCAAGUUUCCUCAGGCCUAUGCCGAGCGUGAGUGAUCGU
Microstroma glucosiphilum is the source of this 1035-nucleotide messenger RNA. RefSeq lists its product as hypothetical. Lineage: Eukaryota; Fungi; Basidiomycota; Exobasidiomycetes; Microstromatales; Microstromataceae. Gene Ontology annotation, molecular function: double-stranded telomeric DNA binding. The annotation marks the transcript as partial. The record is from RefSeq and is a predicted model, not a curated record. The transcript has 2 exons.